Messenger RNA from Coffea eugenioides, 1150 nucleotides. Its product is annotated as premnaspirodiene oxygenase-like. Gene Ontology annotation, molecular function: monooxygenase activity; heme binding; oxidoreductase activity, acting on paired donors, with incorporation or reduction of molecular oxygen. NCBI's taxonomy places the organism in Eukaryota, Viridiplantae, Streptophyta, Magnoliopsida, Gentianales, Rubiaceae. Bases 86 to 1150 code for a protein of 354 amino acids. The record is from RefSeq and is a predicted model, not a curated record. The transcript is spliced from 3 exons.
UACCUGGUCAAAUUCCAAGGAUCACAUAACAUAUAGUAUAAAGAGAAAGAAGGAGCUCACACAGCUCAUAGAACAGAUUAAUCCCAUGACGAUGGAUAACCCCUUCAAUUGGAUUGCUUCCUUCAUUUUCCUUGCCUUCAUUUUAACUUUAGGAAAGAAAUGGAUGAAAUCCAAAACAGUAAAUGCUACCCAGAAGCUGCCACCAGGUCCAAAGAAGAUACCUUUCAUUGGAAAUUUGCAUAAUUUGCUGGGUUCAUUACCCCAUCAUGCUCUCGCAAAGUUAGCUAAAAAGUAUGGUGAUCUGAUGCAUCUACAGCUUGGUGAAGUAUCAGCUGUCGUGGUGUCAUCGCCACAUUCGGCAAAAGAGAUUCUGAAAACUCAUGAUCAUGUCUUUGCAGACAGGCCGGAAAUCCUAGUUGGCAAGAUCAUAUGCUAUGACAGUUCAAGCAUUGCAUUCUCUCAAUACGGAGACUAUUGGAGACAAAUGCGGAAAAUAUGCGCCAUGGAACUACUUAGUGCCAAAAGUGUUCGAUCAUUUGGCUCUAUUAGGCAAGAUGAGGUUUUGCAUCUGAUUUCAUCUAUUCAGGGUUCCACCAUUGGUGGACAACCAAUCAAUUUGACUGAAGAAAUUUCCUCAUUCACAAGUUCCAUGAUUUGCAGAGCAGCAUGCGGAAAAGUCUUUAGAGAACGAAUUACGCUCAUAAAAUUAAUGAAGGAAGUAUUGUCCCGAACGAGUGGGUUUGACAUCUCUGAUCUGUUCCCAUCCCAGAAGAUUCUCCACCGUCUAAGUUGGAUGAAGCCCGCAUUGCAGAAGCUGCACCACAAGAUUGAUGUGAUUUUGGAAAGCGUAAUCAAUGAGCAUAUUGAGAACUUAGCAAGAUCGAAAACGGUGAAUGGCGAGUUCGGCCAAGAAGAUCUAAUUGAUGUCCUAUUAAGGAUUAAAGAAAGUGGUGACCUUCAAUUUCCAAUUACCAACAAAACAAUCAAGGCUAUACUGUUUGAUAUGUUCACGGGGGGAACUGAAACUUCGGCCACAUUGGUUGAAUGGGCUAUGUCUGAGAUGAUAAGUGACGGGAUUUUUACUAUCAAUGUAAGUGACAAGCUUUUCCAUAGACUAAACGAUACGGCGACAUCCCUAAGGGAGUCUUAA